Messenger RNA from Eptesicus fuscus (big brown bat), 9887 nucleotides. RefSeq names its product SET binding protein 1 (gene SETBP1). The coding region runs from base 426 to 5213 and encodes 1595 amino acids. The transcript is spliced from 6 exons. The record is from RefSeq and is a predicted model, not a curated record. Lineage: Eukaryota; Metazoa; Chordata; Mammalia; Chiroptera; Vespertilionidae. Gene Ontology annotation, molecular function: DNA binding.
CCGUACACCGGCGAGCGGCGGAGGCGGCCGCGCCGGGCGGGAAGCGCGGGGCCGGCCGGGGCGCCUGCCGCCGCCUCCGCGCGCCCGGGGGCUCCCGCGCCCCGCGAGCGAGGGCGGCCGGCCCGCGGCUCGCCGUUUGACAGAUGCUCAUCGCCAUGGAGUUACCUCAGCUGCACCUUUGGGGGCUCGGGCGAGCGACAGGAGCCGGGAUCUGAGCGAGCGCGGCGGCCAGCGGAGCCGGAGCCGCCGGGACAUGGUUGCAGAUCUGAUCUCCUGAGCACUUCAUCUUGUCUCCGUCCUUGGGGCUCUGAGCCCAGCAGCUGGACCACUUUGUCCUUGGAAUUUUGGGUGUCCUCUCUGUUCACCUUCCCUCUCCCCCUUCUCCCUUCCGCCUGCUGAGAACUCCUGAAGACUGUAGGAUUGUCAUGGAGUCCAGGGAAAUUUUGAGCAGCUCCCGGCAAAGGGGGGGCGAGUCAGAUUUCCUGCCAGUCCCCUCGGCCAAGCCUGCAACUGCGCCUGGCUGUGCAGAACCUCUGCUGUCUGCGCCAGGGACUGGGAAGGGCAUCCCAGGGGCCGGAGAGCGCAUGGAGCCGGAGGAGGAGGAUGAACUGGGCUCAGGGCGGGAUGUGGAUUCCAACUCCAAUGCGGACAGCGAGAAGUGGGUGGCAGGAGAUGGCCUGGAAGAGCAGGAGUUUUCCAUCAAGGAGGCGAACUUCACGGAGGGGAGUCUGAAGCUGAAGAUUCAGACCACAAAGCGGGCGAAGAAACCCCCAAAGAAUCUGGAGAACUACAUAUGCCCCCCUGAGAUCAAGAUCACCAUCAAGCAGUCUGGGGACCAGAAGGUGUCUCGUGCGGGGAAAAACAGCAAAGCCGCGAAAGAGGAGGACAGAAGCCACUCCAAGAAGAAGCUCCUCACAGCCAGUGACCUUGCAGCCAGCGACCUCAAAGGAUUUCAGCCACAGGCUUACGAGCGGCCACAGAAACACUCAGCUCUCCAUUAUGACCCAAGCCUCCCACAAGACUUCACCGGUGACACCUUAAAACCAAAGCACCAGCAAAAAAGCAUCAGCCAGAACCACAUGGACUGGUCCACCAACUCUGACAGUGGACCUGCCACUCAGAAUUGCUUCAUCAGUCCAGAAUCUGGCCGAGAAACUGCAAGCACCAGCAAGAUCCCAGCUCUUGAGCCCGUGGCUUCCUUUGCAAAGGCCCAGGGUAAGAAAGGCAGUGCAGGGAACACAUGGAGUCAGUUGUCCAACAGCAGCAAAGAUCUGCUCUUGGGAGGUGUGGUUCCAUCCCCAAGCAACCACAGCUCGCCAGCCCCACCCAGCAGCUCUGCCGAGUGCAAUGGGCUUCAGCCCUUGGUGGAUCAAGAUGGGGGAGGAGCAAAGGAGCCCCCAGAGCCACCUACUAUAAGCAGCAAGAAAAAGUCCAGUAAAAAAGAUGUGAUAAGUCAAACUAUACCAAACCCAGACCUGGACUGGGUCAAGAAUGCCCAGAAAGCAUUUGACAAUACAGAAGGGAAAAGGGAAGGCUACUCUGCAGAUCAUGCCCAGGAGGCAUCACCAGCCAGGCAGAAUGGGAGUUCCGUCAGUAAUCCUGAGAAUGACUCGAGUCAUGUCCGGAUUACCAUCCCUAUUAAGGCACCCUGUCUAGACCCAACCAGCCAUAAAAGGAAAAAGAGACAGUCCAUCAAGGCAGUGGUGGAGAAGAUCAUGCCAGAGAAAGCUCUGGCUUCUGGAAUCACUAUGAGCAGUGAAGUAGUUAACAGGAUACUUUCCAACCCUGAGGGAAAUAAGAAAGAUCCCCGUGUCCCUAAAUUGAGUAAAAUUAUAGAGAACGAGUCCCCCUCCAUUGGCCUUGAAACGGGUGGAAAUGUCGAGAAAGUUGCCCCAGGAGUUGUAUCGAAGCAACGGAAGCCAACCAUGGUCAUGACGCCUCCAACAUGCAAAGAUCACUCUCCAUCAAGAAAGCUGCCGGAAAUCCAGCAUCCAAAAUUUGCUGCCAAACGGAGGUGGACAUGCAGCAAACCCAAACCCACCAGUAUGCUUCGGGAGGCAGUCAUGGCCACCUCCGAUAAACUGAUGGUGGAACCGCCAUCUGCUUAUCCCAUCACCCCCUCCAGCCCUCUCUACACGAACACAGACAGUCUUACUGUGAUCACGCCAGUCAAAAAGAAGCGGGGACGACCAAAGAAGCAGCCUUUGCUCACGGUUGAGACAAUUCAUGAGGGGACUUCCACCAGUCCGGUCAGUCCCAUCAGCCGGGAGUUUUCUGGCACCAAGAAAAGAAAGAGACGACGCAGUUUAGCUAAAUUGGCUCAACUAGUGCCAGGAGAGGACAAACCCAUGAGCGAGAUGAAAUUUCAUAAAAAAGUUGGAAAGCUUGGGGUGUUGGAUAAGAAGACCAUCAAAACGAUCAAUAAGAUGAAAACACUCAAGAGGAAAAAUAUCUUGAACCAGAUCUUGUCUUGCUCCAGCAACAUUGCUCUGAAGGCUAAAGCUCCCCCGGAAACCAGCCCUGGGGCAGCAGCAAUUGAAAGCAAACUGGGCAAGCAGAUUAAUGUCAGCAAAAGGGGAACCAUCUACAUUGGCAAGAAGAGGGGGAGGAAGCCAAGAGCAGAGCUGUCACCCCCAUCCGAAGAACCCAAAACAGCCAUCAAGCACCCAAGGCCUGUUUCUAGCCAGCCGGAUGUUCCAGCCGUGCCUUCCAACUUUCAGUCACUUGUGGCGUCUUCACCAGCAACUAUGCACCCACUUUCAACACAGUUAGGUGGGUCAAAUGGCAACCUGAGCCCCGCCAGCACUGAAACCAAUUUUUCAGAGUUAAAAACUAUGCCAAAUCUCCAACCCAUCAGUGCUCUUCCAACCAAAACCCAAAAGGGAAUACACAGUGGAACCUGGAAGCUGUCUCCCCCCAGGCUGAUGGCCAACUCACCUUCACAUCUUUGCGAGAUCGGGUCACUCAAGGAAAUCACACUGUCCCCUGUGAGCGAGUCACACAGUGAGGAGACGAUCCCAAGCGACAGUGGCAUUGGGACAGACAACAAUAGCACGUCUGACCAAGCAGAGAAGAGUUCAGAAUCCCGACGGAGGUACUCUUUUGAUUUCUGCUCCCUGGACAACCCGGAGGCCAUUCCGUCUGACACCAGCACAAAGAACCGGCAUGGCCACCGGCAGAAGCAUCUCAUUGUGGACAACUUUCUGGCCCAUGAAAGCCUCAAGAAGCCAAAGCACAAGAGGAAACGGAAAAGCCUGCAAAACCGUGAUGAUCUCCAGUUUCUGGCAGACCUGGAAGAGCUCAUCACCAAGUUCCAGGUGUUCAGGAUCUCCCACCGGAGUUACACCUUUUACCAUGAGAAUCCGUAUCCCAGCAUUUUUCGGAUAAAUUUUGAUCACUAUUACCCGGUGCCAUAUAUCCAGUAUGACCCGUUGCUCUAUCUUCGUAGGACUUCAGACUUGAAGUCAAAGAAGAAGCGUGGUAGGCCUGCAAAAACCAAUGACACCAUGACAAAGGUGCCUUUUUUACAAGGGUUCAGCUACCCUAUUCCCAGUGGAAGUUACUAUGCACCCUAUGGAAUGCCUUACACAUCAAUGCCUAUGAUGAACCUUGGUUAUUACAGUCAGUACCCAGCUCCUUUAUACCUAUCGCACACGCUCGGAGCAGCUUCCCCAUUCAUGAGGCCAACAGUGCCACCACCUCAGUUCCACACAAGCUCCCACAUGAAGAUGUCCGGUACGGUGAAGCAUAAAGCAAAGCAUGGAGUACACCUGCAGGGACCUGUUGGCAUGGGCCUUGGUGACAUGCAACCAUCCCUGAAUCCUCCCAAGGUCGGCAGCGCCAGUCUGUCCAGUGGUCGGCUCCACAAGAGGAAACACAAACACAAGCAUAAGCACAAGGAAGACCGGAUCCUGGGGACCCACGACAACCUGAGUGGUCUCUUUGCAGGCAAAGCCACAGGCUUCUCUAGCCACAUCCUGAGCGAGCGGCUGAGUAGCGCAGACAAAGAGCUCCCGUUGUUGAGUGAGAAGAACAAGCAUAAGGAGAAGCAGAAGCACCAGCACAGUGAAGUCAGCCACAAAGCUUCGAAGAACAACUUUGAGGUGGACACCCUGUCGACGCUGUCACUUUCUGAUGCCCAGCAUUGGACGCAGGCCAAGGACAAAGGUGACUUGAGCAGUGAGCCUGUGGACUCAUGCACAAAAAGGUACUCAGGCAGUGUUGGGGACAGUGGCAGCACAAGACCAGAGAGCCUGGACGUGUUCAGUGAGAUGAAUCCUUCGAAUGACAAGUGGGACAGCGACAUGAGUGGGAGUAAAAGGAGGAGCUACGAAGGCUUUGGGACGUACAGGGAAAAGGACAUCCAAGCCUUCAAGAUGAACCGCAAGGAGAGAAGUUCUUACGACUCCUCCAUAUCUCCAGGGAUGCCAAGUCCCCACUUAAAAGUGGACCAGACGGCAACGCAUAGUAAGAACGAGGGCUCCGUGUCCACCAUGAUGACCAGGAAGAAGCCAGCUGCGGUUGACAGUGUUGCAAUCCCACCCACCCCAGUGUUAUCUCUCCUCGCUGCGUCUGCAGCAACCUCAGAUGCAGCCAGCUCCUCCCUGAAGAAACGAUUCAAGAGGCGGGAGAUCGAGGCCAUCCAGUGCGAGGUGCGCAAGAUGUGCAGCUACACCAAGAUCCUGUCCACCAAGAAGAACCUGGACCACGUGAACAAGAUCCUGAAGGCCAAGCGGCUGCAGAGACAAUCAAAGACAGGCAACAACUUCGUCAAGAAGCGGAGGGGGCGCCCCCGAAAGCAGCCCAGCCAGUUUGAUGAGGACUCCAGAGACCAAAUGCCGGUGCUGGAAAAAUGCAUCGACCUGCCCAGCAAAAGGGGUCAGAAGCCCAGCCUGAGCCCGCUGGUGCUGGAGCCUGCCGCCAGCCAAGACACCAUCAUGGCCACCAUCGAAGCGGUCAUCCACAUGGCCCGGGAGGCGCCGCCCCUGCCCCCGCCGCCGCCACCUCCCCUCCCUCCCCCGCCCCCGCCCCCGCCGCCGCCCCCACCUCUGCCCAAGACCCCCAGAGGAGGUGGGAAGAGGAAACACAAACCGCAGCCUCCAGCUCAGCCCCCGCAGCAGCCGCCCCCGCAGCAGCCCCUGCCCCAGGAAGAGGAGGUCAAGGCCAAAAGGCAGAGGAAGUCCCGAGGGAGUGAGAGUGAUGUCCUUCCCUAGGGCGGGGCCGGGCAUCUGAACCUGGGGCUGGGGGAAAGGACGCCUGGGAAGGCCCCCGCUGCAGGGACACCCUUGCUCUGCUCUCCAGAAGCUGGGCGGGCAGAAUCGGGCCAGAUGACGGGGUUGCGCCAUCAGGAGCUCUUGGGAAAGCAAAGCAGGGGGGGCGCCUUCAGAAGAAGCUAGUCUGUGCUUUACGGCAGUCCCCACCCCAGCGGCACUUGGCUACGGCUAGAUCCUGGACAGGCCAGCGAGCAGAAGACCCACGGAGGAGGAGAGAGCUGGUGGUGCCCAUGGCCCCCGGACCUCCCAUGUCCAAGGUGUGCCCUUGAUGCCACUGCAUUUGCUGACCAGGAAAACGGAAAGGGAAACACCCUCGAUUAGGGAACAUUCCAAGGGCAGAAAAGCUGCAGAUGUCUCAACUGGCUUUGUUGUAACCCACUUCCAUUUAAUUGUGUUUUUUUUUUAAUUUCUUUGGGUUUUUCAAGCUGGGCUAGGCUUUGGGCACCAACAUGGUCUUCAGGUGGCCGGAAUCUUUCCGUUAACGAUACAGUUUCUCAGAUGGACUCAUGUCAUCAGCAGGUGGGAUUCUAGUGAUAGGCAGCCUUAGACUUGCAUUCGUAUUCUUCUGUGAGCCUCUCUAUCACACAUACGCUGAUAGUGAGCAUCGUCUGUUCCUCCUUUCCCUUUGCCCGUUAGGUACUUCCGUAUGCCUUUUCAUUAACUUACCUGCUGCCUUCUUUUCUUUGGUACACACCCGAAUAACGUAAACCUUAGCUGUGUUGUAAUGUUCACCUUGGCAUGCUGUCCCAGGGAACUCGGCUUUGAAUCCCAAUCCUUGUAUUGCUAGAGCCUUUUUAAUAAGUGAUUUAGAGCACCCGAGGAUCUGUUGACCCAGGCAUCCGCCAGGUUAUUUUUAUACUUAAAACAUAUCAUCAGAGAAUAGGCAGAAUAAGAUGGUUUUGAAUACCCCACAGCAAAUGGAAUAACUCACAAAUCACCAAAAACUGAAACCCCAGGCACCAGAAAGACAAGUGUUUAGCAAUGCCUUGGUAUGUGAUUUUUUUUUUCUUCAUACAAAUAACUAUCAUAGGUCAUGGGAAAAAGGAAACAAAAGGACAAUAGGAGAAGUCCAUUAUCUCUUGAUAAUUAUUUCUUAAAAGCAAAUGGGAGUAAGUGUUCUUAUCUCAAAAAAAGGGAAAGCUCCGAGGGUAUCACCACUCCAAUUGUAUUGAGCCACCUUGGACAAAAGAUCCAAAUUGUGGUUGCCUUAAUAAACUAAAACAUUUUUGUACAUAAUGUAAUUAUAAACCUAUCAGUCUGCAUGGAUGCAAACUGUGUGUGACAAAUCGUCUUUUAAAUGGUCAAUUUCAACUGUACAUUUCUCAUCCAAGUUGUACUCUAGUCAUUGGUUUAGCGUGGACAGACAUUCCAUCUCUUAUUACCCAUUUCCACAGCCCAAGUAAAACAUGUUAAGAAGACUCAGAAUGAGUAUGAAGUCAUCCCAUUGCCGUAGAUGUUUUCUAAAAGUCGGAUGUGGAAAUUUCAAAUGAGUAUUUUCAAUUUCCUCCUCCCUCCCCCCUUUCCCUUCCCCAAGACAUUGAACACCUGGCAUGGUAGAGUAUAAAAAGAGAGACAGAAUUAAGUUUUCUAAUGGGAAUUAGAAUAUCUUGUUUGCCUCUACGUUCAGCUUCUUUACAGGAAAUAGGGCUGGCUGGAAAUUGUAUUAUUAUUGCAGAACACAACAUUAUUUCCUUAGAGAGAGAUGGAUUUUUGUUGGAAACAUAAGAGAAUAAGAGAGAGGGUAUCUGCGGGAGGGAAUUUUAAAAUUCCAAGUUAAUAUGCUGACAAGCAUCACUGCUCUGUCAUGGUACCAACAGUUGUUCGAAAUUACCCAGGGAGCCGUCUGUUCUGCACUGUUGCCAUGGGCUUCCCAUCAUUUGCUGCCCAGUAGGUCAGUCGCAUUUAAUCCCAGCAAUAUGUAAGUUUAAAGGAAUGCAUCCUCCCGGACUUUAAAGCUUGUAUCAUAGAGACUCAGUUUGUGACCCUGCUUGACCUUUGGCAUUUCACACAAGUUGAACAGCAAAAUCAAACCAGCCACUUUCAAUUUGUCAUUCCCAAGCCAUGUCUGAGUGGCUCCAAAGUCACCAGAGAGGAAGUUUUAAAUUAGCCCCACUCACCCCAUCAUUGCUAGGAAAGAGCAACCAUUUUCAUUUCAAUUAAGCCACGAAGAGGGUUCUCUCCUGUUGGACUUUGAGAAUCAUUCCCUUCAUUCUUUCUUUUGCCCUUCUUCUUCGGGUGGUAUACUGUUUCCCCCAACCAAGUCUGGGAGCAGAUUAAACCUUCCUGCAGAAGAGAAUGAGCUGACACACUGAGCUGCUUAAAGAAGGACCCAAAGCUUAAUUGGCAUUAACCUCUAGUCUGAGAAAUUUUAAAUAAGCUUGAAAUUUUCAAGCCAAUGAAAAGUACUCCAGGAGAAAUACAGCAGAGUUGCAACGUAGACAUAAUUCAAUUCUUCAGUUUUCAUGUGAGUUCAAUGCAAAUCCUCUACUUCUACAGCCCUAAGAAUAGACUGGAAAACUGCAGAGGACCCAAACUAAGACCUGCUUGAGGUCCAGUCACCUGCACAGCUGACCCUUCACCACACAUAUUUCUCCCUCAUUGUCACACAUUACUUUUUUUUUUCUUUGCUUUCCAUUAACAUAUCUCAUCUGUACCAACAUUUUCUUACGUUCUAACCACCUCCUUUCCAUUUCCCUCCCUUUCCUGUCCUUGCUCAACACUGGCCCAAUCUGGAUUCAUUUUCUUGUUGGUUUGUUGGUUGGUUGGAGAACCAGAUCUCCUGACCUGGUUCUAGCCUGUGUCUAGCCAGCCAACACUGCCUUCUGUGACCACAUUUUUAUGUAGCAAAGAUGUCCUUUGGAAUGCCUCAGACUCCCUAAACAGCUCCAAAAAGUAUUUCAUAAUAAAGAAAUCACUUAGUGUUCUUGCUUUUCUGGAAAACUUGCCUUCAGCAAUCGGGAGGAGUAAGCCUACUUACAAUGUAGGGAGUCUAACUAGGGCUGAGCAAAGCUCCCUGGAGGUGAUUAUGGGUCUCUGAUCCACCUUUCUGGGUGACUAGGAGCCACUUGGUUUUCAAUCCCUCAUCUCAAAUGAAAGGAACAGAAGUUUAACUUCCUCUAAGGCGUGGCUCUGGCUAAAACCCACAGAAGACAGAUCUAAGGAAAGGAGAGAAUGUCAUGGGCUGGUUUGUGACGUGGCAGGACCCGAACUCAACAGCCACUAACAGGCCAGAAUAGGUGACUAAAAGCUGACAGAGGGUUCCCAUGUUAACUUGGCUGCUGUCUGGAGUGGGGGGGGGCAUCUUCGAUGGCAAUCAGGAUUUGUGUUCUACACAUUGCUGGGUCUAUUAACGUGAUAAGCAAGUGGUGACAAUUAUAGUAUAAGGUGAUGUACGUGCAGAUCAUAAAGGAUUUGGUUUUAGGACUUAAGUAGAAAAUCCCACUCUUAACAAUAUUCAGAUAAGGAGCUUUUGGAGAAUAUUUUUCCCUACCACUAGGAAGAUUUACCUGGGAACUGUGUAAAGUCUACAUAUAUUUCCAAAGCCUUUAAAUGCCAACUGUAGCAUGGAGAGAGAGGGGGUGGCAGAAGCCGAAAUGCCUCAAAAGCCAUUUAAGUGUUACAUUGCAGGAUUUUCAGUCCUCGUUAUGUAAAAGUAGAUAAAUAUAGACAUUACUCUCAACACUACCCCGUAGUAUCACAAUGGUCCAAAUGCCAGAGCUUACAGAUAAUGUCAUCACAGUGCCUAGAAACUCGAACUGUAAUAUAUCGUAGCAUUUUCGUGGUGUUUUUUAAAGUUUCUUUCCACAAUGCAAGGCUCCCCCUGCUUCUUGUUUCUUGGAGAGUUUGCCCCACGGAUGAGUCUGCCUUCCUUGUUGGGCUCAGUCAUUUGGGGAACAGUCUUAGAAGCACAUAUCAACCAAGGAAGAAACUUCCUGGAAAUCUAUCGCCCACUUGCCCAGGUAUAAUAAACACUAAAUGGGGGGAGGGGGGAUUGAAAAAAGCUGCCACUGGUCAACACAAAAGGGCAGUUCCAACCUAGGUUGGCAUCUUUCUUUUUCUUCCUUUUUAAAAAAUAUCUAUUUCUUAAAUAAUAAUAAAUGCACAUGAUGUGUUAAAUAUGUAUAUAUAUAUUUCAAAAGAAAAAAAUGGGGCACAAGAUUGUCUUACAAGUCGUGCUGGCUAAUUUUUAGUUUGUAUUCAUAAGUGGUUUUUAAAAGCCUUUUUUAAAGUGUAAUUUGCAUGUUCUACUUUGAUUGUAUGUAAACAUAUUUUAGAACAAAAAAAUGUAUUUGUAUUUUAUUGAAUAUAGAGGCAAGAAAAAUUGUACAUUGUUUGAAAUGUUCUUUUUGUAACAGUUUUUAUUCAUAAAGCAUUUUUGUACAUUUAAAAUGAACAUGGACUUGCUGUUAUUUGAGGCGUAGAUACAUCUGGCAUGCUUUACUGUCAUGCUCCUCCAUGGUCUUAGAUGUUGGGUUUUAAACAUUUUUUCUAAAAGAAAGCUCAGUCUUUUUUGCUACCAGAUCAGGUUAGCACAGUAUAGAGCACUUAACUAUUAAAAAAAAAGUUAAUCCUAUUCAUAUGUUAUUCAUUGUGUGAAAUUAAAGACAUUCAAUU